Messenger RNA from Pecten maximus, 1882 nucleotides. Its product is annotated as aspartate aminotransferase-like. The record is from RefSeq and is a predicted model, not a curated record. Lineage: Eukaryota; Metazoa; Mollusca; Bivalvia; Pectinida; Pectinidae. Gene Ontology annotation, molecular function: pyridoxal phosphate binding; catalytic activity. Gene Ontology annotation, biological process: biosynthetic process.
AGUACGAGAUAUGUCAACAUAUCAGGGUAGCCCUUACUGACAUAUUUAUAGACAACAUUUCGAUCAGGGUCGUCCUAUAUCUAGGCCUAGCAGCUAAACCCACACACAUAUUUAUUAUCUAGAGUGGAACGCCAACAUGUCUACCGACUCUAAGAAUGUAGACUUGGUUCGGACCGAUUUGAGGGGAUACGCACCAGCUUCUAACCUUGCCUUCAAUGAGGAAAUCAGGAAAUUGAUUGAACAGGGAGAGAAGGUUUAUCAUUUCGCUUUUGGACAGUCGCCAUUUCCAUUGAUAGAGAUAGCAACAGAAGCUCUGAAGGAAAAUGCUCAACAAAACGCCUAUCUUCCCGUUGCAGGAUUAUAUGAACUGCGUGACGGUAUUAGCAAAUUCCAUGUGAAGUAUGAUGGCAUUGACGUUGAUCCCGACAACAUAAUUGUUGGCCCUGGGAGCAAGGAGCUGAUAUUUCUUCUCCUUCAGAUAUUUAAUGGAGAUGUGAUUGUAAUUUCGCCAUCGUGGACGACCUAUAAACCGCAGACAAAGCUGGCCCAUCACAAAGCCUAUGUAAUUGAGACCAACAUAGAAAAUGACUGGAAAAUCACACCAGCGCUUGUUCAUCAGUUGAUGAAAAAUAACACGUUGAAGAAGAACCGACUGUUGAUCUUCAAUAACCCAGACAAUCCAACUGGAACCGGUUAUAAUCAGACAGAACUGAAAGCACUCAGUGAGGUUUUCCGUGAAUACAACAUUCUGGUGUUGAGUGAUGAGAUCUAUGGCCGUUUGCAUUAUGACCAGGCACAUGUUUCUAUGACAAAGGUUUACCCAGAGGGUACAGUAUUAUGUACAGGGAUGUCAAAAUGGGCCAGCGCUGGAGGAUGGCGGAUUGGUUACCAUAUAUAUCCACCACAGUUAUCUCCCCUGAUGAGAGCGGUCCUGGGUGCUGCCAGUCAUACCUACUCCUGUGCAUCGGCCCCCGUGCAGUUUGCAGUAUCCAAGAUGCUAAAGGACCUUGAUGGCUGUGAUAGGUACAUGAAGCAUUGUUCCCGAAUCAUGGGAAUGGUGGGAAGAUACUCCCAUAGAGAGCUGACCUCAGUAGGGGUGAAAGCGGUAGAACCAACAGCCGGCUAUUACAUUUUCCCUGAUUUUGGUGUCGUAAAAUACAAGCUGAUGCAGCGUGGGAUUGAAACAUGCCAGCAAAUGUGUGACGCCAUCUUUGCUGAAACAUGCGUAGCGCUGAUGGCAGGCGGACCUGCGUUUUUACGCCCGGUCGGAGAACUGACCACUCGUCUAUGUUUCGUUCCAUUUGAUGGUAGGUCUGCUCUUGAAGCCAGCCUGGCUAUUGGAUUGGACGUUGCAUUACCUGAGAAUUUUGUCAAAGAGUACUGCACACCUGUGUACGAUGGCAUACAGAUCUUGAAGCAGUGGGUAACAAAACAACUUGAAUCCUAAAUCUAGAGUAGGCAGUCAAUAUCUCUGACCGGAUAAUAAUGAAGGAAAAUGACACUUAAUUUAUCCAGAUCGCCCUUGACUUGGCGUUCACAUAUAAUUUCAACAUAUCGUAAUACAUGUAGAAAGUUGUUUUUAUACUGAAAAUGGAACAGAUAUUUCACUGGGUUUUCUAUUUUAAAUUGCAAUGUCUUGUGAACAUUAAGAUUUAAUGUUGAUCAGAUCACUGGUAAAAUAGGUGAGAAAAUGGAUGAGUUAUUAAACGAGUGAGAGCUUGUGGACAUGCCGUGAGUGCAUGAUAAGACGAGUGAGAGUUUGGUCACGUGCCGUGAGUGUUUGAGUAUACUAUGAGAUUGUGUGCGUGUGCAACCGGUGAAUAUUUGAGAACACGUGUGAGACUUUGUGCGCGUGUUGCCGUGAGUAUUUCGUUACACGAUA